AUGUCAACGGACACGGCCAGCCCCGCACCAUUCACGGAUGAUCUGGAAAAUAAGUUCUGGCAGCAGUACAUGCCGUCCGGGAAGCUUGGGCUCACUCCGCAGGAGGCCGGAACGGACAGCGUGAAGGUGGAUGAGCAGGGCAAGUCGACACAGGGCGCUGCGCAUGAUGAUGAUCAAAGAGGUGGCAAGUGGGCCAAGUCGGAAGCGGAUGCGCGGAAGGGCAAAGGCCGCGCAACCGGACAGCAGCAGAGCUGGAAUGGCAGGAACCAGCGCGGCUCGUCGCGCAACACUGCGCGAGACGAUGGGCAAGACACACGCUGGCGUGGCGGAGAUUGGCGGCGAUCUCAGGCCGAUGAAGGAGAUGUGAGGCGGCAGCUGCAGGUGUUACAGCGCUUGGUUUUGCGUCAUGAGGGCGCGAUCAACUGCCUUCGCAAGGAGUUUUCUUGGGUACUCUUUCUGAAGACCUCUGUGCCAUCGUCGAUCGUGCCAGCUCUUGCGCAGGCAAGAAUUGGAUGGAGCGAGACUAAGUCCAAGAACCCCUCGAUGGUGGCUCAUCGGACGGAUACUAAGCUUCAGGAGGACAUGGCCAACCUCAAGUGGUUCAGUGUUGCUGAGCAGUCCUGGAGCUACAUGGUCUGGGAUGCGGAGAACAAGCUGCUUAUCCCAGAUGGAUCGCGGCGGGGUCUGGGCGUGGACAAAGCUGUGGUCCAUGUUCAGAACAUUCUCAAGCACGCGGCUGAGCCCGACACCAUUGCGCGAUUUCAUCCCACGAGGCCCCUGGUUCCGGAGCUUAAGGGAGACGCCAUAACUAUGCUUCUGCAGACAGGUCUGCAGACACAGGCGUCCUUGGCCCUACAUGAUGAUCUUCGUGCGCUGAGCGGCUCGGCAGUUGGACUGUUGGUUGGACUCCAGAUGAAGCCGGACAGAGGUCAGCGCUCAGCCCUUGCGCAGGCCAUGGCAAAGGAUCUCCCACCCUAG
Messenger RNA from Symbiodinium pilosum, 978 nucleotides. NCBI's taxonomy places the organism in Eukaryota, Dinophyceae, Suessiales, Symbiodiniaceae. The record is from the annotation of a GenBank genome assembly.